Molecule: messenger RNA, 231 nt
Organism: Colletotrichum lupini
Lineage: Eukaryota; Fungi; Ascomycota; Sordariomycetes; Glomerellales; Glomerellaceae
Exons: 2
Coding region: 1-231 (76 amino acids)
Source: RefSeq, a predicted model, not a curated record
AUGACAUGGAAGGCAAGGCAAAACACACGGAAAGACCAUGCAGCAUCUUGGCUAUCUUAUGGUUCCGUUUCAGACGCUAUUGUUGCAACAAUUUUCAACAGGCAAGGUGACCGGGGUUUGCUCUCAGUGACAAGCUUCAAAAUAUCACCGAGAGAUCCGCCGGUCCAAAAUCGGAGCCAUUACAACAUUCUCAGACCACACCUCCUCCAAAGCAUCAGAUAUCAUGAAUGA